Dreissena polymorpha is the source of this 1317-nucleotide messenger RNA. Its product is annotated as PSME3-interacting protein-like. The coding region runs from base 107 to 925 and encodes 272 amino acids. Gene Ontology annotation, cellular component: nucleus. The record is from RefSeq and is a predicted model, not a curated record. Lineage: Eukaryota; Metazoa; Mollusca; Bivalvia; Myida; Dreissenidae. The transcript has 7 exons.
GCCUACUCGAUUAUUCCAAAAGAUUCAUGGCUCAAAAGUAAGCAAAAGUCACAGAAGUUUUACAAGAACCUGGUACAUUUUCGGUGCAAGCGUGUAUUUUCCGAAGAUGAGUUUUUCAGCUAGUUCUGUGACUGGUGCUGGUAUAUCUCUGAAAAACUUUGAAUCUCAGAGUGAGGUUGAUGAAAAGAAACGAAAACGCCAAGAAGAAUGGGAGAAAGUGCGCAAACCUGAAGAUCCAGAAGAGGCCCCAGAGCAGCCUGUAGACAACAGAUGCUUGUACGAUAAACUGGAGGAACAGCGGCUGAAAAAACAGGAGGAAUUUGAGGAAAAAGUUGCCUUCCGAAACCAGGUGAGGCGGCUAGAUGAAGACGAGGUUGACUUUCUAGACUUUUGUUCCGAGAGACAACAUGAGAUCAAUGAUGAACGGAAACAGGAAGAGAGACAAAUCAUCACGGAAAUGAAAGAUUCCCGUGUUUUGAAGAUUGAAGAGAAAGCUUCGCUCAGUAAAACUGACGACAAAAAGCAGAAAGUAGCAUCAAACCAGGGCUCGAAAAAGUCACAGAUGGCACUUUUAGCCGGAGCUGUCAAACGAAAAAGUGUUGAUGAUAAAGACUCUACCAAGAAAUUAAAGACAGAAGCUGACGACAAGGAAGAUAAACAGUCAGAAACUGCUGCAGUGCAAAGUACGCAACCACUAUCCCAACAUGCUGCAGUACAGAAUGGUGAACAUGCAUCUAAUAGGCGUUCUCCCAGUGACUGCGUGGCUAGGGUGGUGGCGGUGCUGCCCGCUGCCCUGCCAGGUAUCACAGACUACGACGACUCCAGUGACUCGCUGUCCAGCAGUAGUGACUCUGAUGUAGACUUUACUCUGUUUCCAAGGACCGCUGCAUUGGCUGGUGUGCGUCAACAAGUUCAAUAUGAGUGAUAACUGUGACUUAACAUGUUUGCCUUAUAAAAGAAUUUACAUUGUUUUAAUAAUUAUUUAAACAAAAACGUUCAAUUUUGAAUUUAUUUAUUCCAAACCAAUCUUUUGAAAUAGUCAGUUCAAUCACAGGGCAUUGUGCUUGGUUUUAGAACCAUCUCUUCAGCAUUUCUUCAAAAUGCUUGCUCUUAUAAUCCACGGUGAAAUUUAUUAUGAAUGUAUUGUGAAAAAAAAACACACACACUUCAUACUCUUGAAUCUUGGUUAUCAUAUUGGCAUGUAAGCAAGUUGGUUUUUCAGAGCAACAGAACACAUUUGUUUGCACAAUGCCUAAAGAUUUAGACAUGUUGGCAAAUGCAAAAUGUUAUUUUAUUAAAUGUUAUGUAUAAAACUUA